Molecule: messenger RNA, 4155 nt
Organism: Paramuricea clavata
Lineage: Eukaryota; Metazoa; Cnidaria; Anthozoa; Malacalcyonacea; Plexauridae
Source: the annotation of a GenBank genome assembly
AUGCCUGUGAGGACAAGGUUCCUGGAGGUGAGGGCAAGGUUCCAGGCGGUGAGGGCAAGGUUCCUGCCGGUGAGGACAAGGUUUCUGGCUGUAAAAAAUGUUCCUGACGCUGAGGACCAGGUUCCUACCGGUGAGGAGCAAGUUCCUGCCGGUGAGCACAGGGUUCCUGGCCGUGAGCACAAGGUUUCUGGCGGUGAGCACAAGGUUCCUGCCGGUGAGGACAUGGUUGCUGCCGGUGAGGGCAAGGUUCCUAGCCGUGAGAACAAGGUGCCAGGCGGAGAGGACAAGGUUCUUGGCGGUGAGAAUAAGGUUCCUGGCGUUGAGGACAAGGUUGCUGGCGGUGAGGACAAGGUUGCUGGCAGUGAGGACAAGGUUCCUCGUGCUGAGGACAAGGUUCCUCACGCCGAGGACAAGGUUGCUCACGCUGAGGACAAGGUUCGUGACGCUGAGGACAAGGUAACUCAGACUGAGAACAAGGUUCCUCCUGCUGAGGACAGGAUACCUCACGCUGCGGACAAGGUUCCUCACGCUUAGGACAAGGUUCCUCACGCUGACGACAAAGUUCCUUACGCUGAGGACAAGGUACCUCACACCGAAGACAAGGUACCUCACACUGAGGACAAGGCUCGUCACGCUGAGGACAAGGUACCGCACACUGAGGAAAAGGUACCUCACACUGAGGUCAAGGUUCCUCACGCUGAGAACAAGGUUCCUCAAGCUGAGAACAAGUUACCUCACACUGAGGACAAUUUACCUCACACUGAGGACAAGGUUGCUCACGCUGAGUACAAGGUUCCUCACGCUGAGGACAAGGUUCGUCACGCUGAGGACAAGGUUCCUCAAGCUGAGGACAAGGCACAUCACACUGAGGUCAAGGUUCCUCACGCUGAAGACAAGGUACCUCGUACAGAGAGCAAGGUUCCUCACGCUUAGGACAAGGUUCCUCACGCUGAGGACAUGGUUUCUCACGCUGAGGACAAGGUUCCUCACGCUGAGCACUAGGAUCCUAACGCGGAGGACAAUGUUCCUCACGCCGAAGACAAUGUUCCUCACGCUGAGGACAAGGUAUCUCACCCUGAGGACAAGGUACGUCACGCUGAGGACAAGGUUUCUCACGCUGAGGACAAUGUACCCCACGCUGACGACAAGGUUCCUCACGCUGAGGACAAGGUUCGUCACGCUGAGGACAAGGGAGCUCACGCAGAAGACAAGGUUCCUUACGCUGAGGACAAGGUUCCUCACGCUGAGAACAAGGUUCCUCACGCUGAGCACAAGGUCCCUAACGCUGAGGACAAGGUUCCGCACGCGGAGGACAAGGUUCCUCACGCUGAGGACAAGGUCCCUGACCCUGAGGACAAGGUUCCUCACGCUGAGGACAAGUUUCCUCACGCUGAUGAGAAGGUUCCUCACGCUGAGCACAAGGUUCCUCACGCUGAGGACAAGGUACCUCACCCUAAGAACCUUUCAAAUUCAAAUUAGCUAUAACGUAUUGUAGUAAUUUGACAGCUCUAAUUGCUUUGAAUUAAUGGUUGGGUACGCAAGGUCUUGUACUCAUGGGACGAAACUCAAAGAAAUAAAAAUUAGAAAAUUUAGAAGUUUUUAAGAGUUUUGUCCCAUGAAUACAAGACCUUGUGUUCUUACGCAACCAUUAAUUCAAAGCAAUUAGAGCUGUCAAAUUACUACAAUACGUUAUAGCUAAUAUGAAUUUGAAAGGUUCAGUUUUUUUAUACACCCUGUAUAGAUAAUGAAGGUUAACGAGGUUUAUCAUCUCAUCUACUGUAUGUUUAAAUUAUUGCAUUCGACGCGACCAAAAUUCGACAUAUAAAACAAGCCUAAAUUUAAAACCGGUUUUCCACUGGCGAAUUUUCUCGCGCGAAAAGACCUUUUUCCUUUGUCGGUAUCACCUUAUUACGUCAGCAAGACGUGGCAAAAUGAUGUCGACAAAGGAAAAAGGACGCUUCGCUAGGCGAAAUUUUCCGCGCGGAGCGGAAUUUUUCUUUGUCUUGUCAAAUUUGUCUGGUGGAACUAAUUAGAAAAAACAAAAAGAAAUUCCGCUCCGCGCGGAAAAUUCCGCCUAGUGGAAAACUGCCUUUAAGGCCGUUUUCCAUUAGGCGGAAUUUUCCGCGCGGAGCGCAAUUUGUCUUUUUCUUUUCUAAUUAGUUCCACCCGAGAAAUCACAAGACAAAGAGAAAUUCCGCUCCGCGCGGAAAAUUCCGCCUAGUGGAAAACAGCCUUAAGACGCUUGCUUUAAAUUCACAAGAGCAGAAACCGUGAGUUUUACAAAGAUAUUUUAAUUUCUUAAUAAGUCAAUGUUUAUAAUAUAUUGACCCUGCCAAUAUUUUACGCAUCCUCUGCCAGUUUGCGUUCAGCUAAUAGGGCAUCAAACUCUAACAGAAUACGUUAUUUCACUAAUAGUUUUGGGUUUUUGGGACAUCCUGUAUAAUGAUGAAAACAUGUCAUGCCAAAAGCGUGGGCUUUAUUAUUAUGAAAAAAUUAAAUUCAUAUAUACCGAGUAAUUAAUUAACUCACAAUGGUAUGCUAAAGUUGGAUCGCGUUUUUUUGAGACAACACAGUAUAUCAGGUAAUUAUUCAUACACAAAUAUUUUUCACACAAUAACUUUGUCGGCACAGCGCUGUCAACCAGGUCCGCCGAGAGGUUGGCUGAAAAUUUUUUUUUCGGAGAACAACCCCCCCCCCCGUCAACAACUUUUUAGGUUAAAAAGUUUUCCGUACGAGUACGUUGCAAUUGCUUCCCAGGGACUUUAUCUCAUUUUUUAUGCCAAAUUUCGGUACUUAGCCCAAAAACAGAUAUCUUGUCCUUUUCGCGGAAAUAUUUUACACACAAAACAGACUGGGGCCCAACAAAAAAUUUUCAGGGGCCCCCAGCACCUCGGGGCCCAGGGCAAUUCCCCCCCCCCCACCCUGUCGCCCUCUCUGCGGCUCUGCUGUCAACAUUGCCUUAAAGGUGUUUUUACUGAAAUCUAGCGUCUAAGGCAUCCCUCACUUCCUUCUCUCAUAAACCACCCUUAACCUGCCUUAGGAAAAAUUAUGCCUGCAGAAACGUUUCGUGCGUGGAAAUUUUUCACCCAUGCUUGCUUUUUAAAUUUUAUUUCAGCAAUGAACAAUUUAUUAUUAGUUAAUUAUAAUGUCCAGUAUUGGUCACACAACCACAUCAGCUAUGCUGUAUUAUAUAAUACCUUAUUAAAUUCUAAUCGUUUAAUUGGCUGUUUAUGGUCACGUGAUACUGAAUAGAAAAUUCCAUUUCCCAAGAGUGCAAUGGAACAUUCCAUCUUUCACCUCAUGAAAAUAUUCUUACCAUUGCACUCAUAAACAUUCAUUAUUUGUAUAAUAUUAUCGUGUUUAAAUAAAUGCUUUUAUUAUUAUUAUUAUUAUUAUUAUUAUUAUUAUUAUUAUUAUUAUUAUUAUUAUUAUUAUUAUUAUCAAAACAUCCAGAAAGGUUUCACUCCAAAACUCUCAGGAACACUAGAACAUACUGCUCAGAUGGCACAUAUAAUUAACACAGCGCGUACCAAGCAACGAUCUAUAGUUAUUACAUUACUCGAUCUUAAAAAUGCAUUUGGCGAAGUCCAUCAUAACCUCAUUUACGAAGUCCUUGAUUAUCAUCACGUUCCUAAUCACAUAAAGAACCUUAUCUGCAGUCUUUACACUGAUUUCCAAACUUCCAUCAUAACCGAACAGUUUAACACCCCCUUCACUACAGUCGGUCGUGGCGUUCUUCAAGGCGAUUGUCUCAGUCCACUUUUAUUCAACAUGUCAUUCAAUACUUUUAUACAACAUAUUAAAUCUGAAAAAUACCGUCAGCUUGGAUUUUGGAAAUUAAGUGAAAUUGGCAUUCCGUGCAAUCCUAUACAUUGGUUUCAGUUUGCAGACGAUGCUGCUGUCAUCAGUAGCCAAGAGAAAGAAAAUCAAAUGCUCCUUAAUCGUUUUACAAUCUGGUGUCAAUGGGCUAAUAUGAUUAUACGCGUUGACAAAUGUUCAACAUUUGGCAUUAAAAAACACUUAACUAAAUCUAUCCAGUAUUUACCCAAGCUUUUCGUUAAUAACGAUCUUGUACCCAGAACCAAAAUGGGCAAAUCUUUCCGUUACUUAGGUCGCUAUUUCGAUUUCAAUAUGUCUGAUGAGGAACACAAAUGA